AUGGAGACCAUCAAGAACGCCGGCAACUUCGUCGCUGACAAGGUCAACGCUGCCACCUCUGAGGCUUCCAAGACGACCAACAAGGAGGUCGCCAAGGACUCCAAUGCUAGCGCCGGCACUCGUCUCGACGCUGCUGGCAAUGCCAUCUCCGACAAGUUUGACGAGAAGAAGCACGAGGCCUCCGCUGAGACCAACAAGCAGAAGGCUACCCACUAA
Molecule: messenger RNA, 216 nt
Organism: Podospora anserina S mat+
Lineage: Eukaryota; Fungi; Ascomycota; Sordariomycetes; Sordariales; Podosporaceae
Exons: 2
Coding region: 1-216 (71 amino acids)
Source: RefSeq, a predicted model, not a curated record